UAGAAUUUUGGUAAGUCAGUACGGUACCCAAUUAGUGAGACUUGCACGUUUUACAAAAUGGUACUGUUAUAUUUGGCGGUCGGGGUAGUAUUGACUACAGCACUAGCUUUGUAUGCUUACUUUACAAGAACCUUCAACUACUGGAAAUCAAAAAAUGUCGUCGGUCCGGAGCCAGUGGCAUUUUUCGGAAAUUUGAAAGAAUCAACCCUCAGAAGAAAGAACAUUGGUGUCGUUUUCCAAGAAUUUUAUAAACAGUUCCCUAACGAGAAGGUUGUUGGUGUGUACCAAAUGACUACACCGUGCCUAUUACUCCGCGAUCUAGAUAUUAUUAAACAUAUUAUGAUCAAAGAUUUCGACGUGUUCAUUGAGCGCGGAAUUGAAUUCAGUAAAGAAGGUUUGGGCGCUAAUUUGUUUCAUGCUGAUGCUGAUACUUGGAGAUCUUUGAGAAAUCGUUUCACGCCAUUGUUUACGUCAGGUAAACUGAAGAAUAUGCUACAUCUUAUCACUGAACGUGCGGAUAAGUUUAGGGACUACGUGUAUCAUUUAUGCAAUGACAAUCCGGAACAGGAAAUUCACAGUCUUUUUCAAAUGUACACUAUGGGCACUAUUUCCGCCUGCGCUUUCGGUGUUGAUAUCGACACGCUUCAUGACAAACUUGAGACUUUCCAUGAAAUGGAUAAAUUGGUUUUGACCCCAAGCUACGCAUCGGAGUUGGAUAUGAUGUUUCCAGGUAUUUUAAAAUGGUUUAACUCCUCAAUCUUCUCUGUCAAAAUAAAAGAUUUUUUCUACGAUCUUGUGAAAAGUGUAAUCUCUCAAAGAGGCGGACUACCUACGAAACGAAACGAUUUCAUGGAUUUAAUAUUAGAAUUGAGACAGCAAGGCAGAAUCGAGACAACAAAACGUCAUGACGAAACUCAGAAACUGAUCUUAGAGCUUUCUGAUGAUAUCAUAGCGGCUCAAGCGUUUAUCUUCUAUGUAGGAGGAUACGAAACGACUGCCACAACGGUCUCUUUCCUCUUGUACCAGUUAGCAAUGAAUCCCGAUAUACAAGAUAAACUAUUAGCGGAAAUAGAUCAGAGUCUGGAGGAUAACAAUGGUGUGGUAAAUUACGACACAAUUCAAAGUAUGCGGUAUUUGGAUAAAGUACUUAAUGAAACUCUUAGAAUGUACCCUAUUGUUGAACCACUGAAACGGAUUGCUAAAGUAGACUAUAAGAUACCUGGUACAGAUGUUACAAUUGAAAAAGGAACGACCGUUAUAGUAUCACCCAUAGGGAUCCACCACGAUGAAAAAUAUUAUCCUAAUCCGCAUAUAUUCGAUCCCGAGAGAUUUUCUCCAGAAAACUCAGGUCAAAGACAUCCUUGUGCUUAUAUACCAUUUGGUACUGGACCAAGAAACUGCAUUGGUAUGCGCUUCGCCAAACUGCAAGGCUCUGUGGGACUUGUGAAGCUGCUGUCCAAGGUCCGAGUGGAACCGUCCAAGAACACGCCGAAAAUCUUGGAUAUCGAACCUAAUAGAAUUAUUAUUGGCCCCAAAGGUGGAGUUCGUUUAAAUAUUAUCCAACGAAAACCAGUCAACGCUUAAGAAAUAAUAUUAAUGAUUGGCAAGCUAGUUGUAAUACAGACAUAAAUGAAUUCUUUUUACGAAAAAUUGAGACUAGGUUAAAAAAACCGAGAAAAAUGUGUUGUUUUCAAAUAAGUAUGAAACACAAUGUCGUAGAUAAAUAUGGUUUAAGGCUUUAUUUAAGGUAAGCCUGCCAACUUUCGUUAUAUUAAUUAAAGUUUCAAUAAUACUUGUAAAUAUGAAUUAAGGGAAAACUAGACUUAUAUAAAAGUAGGUAUUUUGUGGAAACAAAAUAUGUUUUGGUUAUUACUAUUUCUCAAACCCAAAAUUGUACAAAAAAUUGUAUUUUUAAAUAAUUUAAUUGUUAUUUUAGUAAAACUUUGUACUUUGCAUCGAAAUUGUGUUUUAAGGUACUUGUCUAAAUAUAUAAACUAAUAUGCUAU
Manduca sexta (tobacco hornworm) is the source of this 2006-nucleotide messenger RNA. Its product is annotated as cytochrome P450 6B2. NCBI's taxonomy places the organism in Eukaryota, Metazoa, Arthropoda, Insecta, Lepidoptera, Sphingidae. The record is from RefSeq and is a predicted model, not a curated record. Gene Ontology annotation, molecular function: iron ion binding; heme binding; oxidoreductase activity, acting on paired donors, with incorporation or reduction of molecular oxygen. Bases 58 to 1584 code for a protein of 508 amino acids. The transcript is spliced from 2 exons.